This is a messenger RNA of Cercospora beticola, 1421 nucleotides long. The record is from RefSeq and is a predicted model, not a curated record. Lineage: Eukaryota; Fungi; Ascomycota; Dothideomycetes; Mycosphaerellales; Mycosphaerellaceae.
GCACCAUGGUUCAAAGUAUACACUCCUCAAGAAGGCUCCUUCUUCGCCAUUAUUGCGAGAAUGUAGGAUUUCCUUUGCAUCCUCUCUCGCUACUGUCGCGUUCAUUUCGAGUCAAAGUCUAUUUUCUCCUUCAUUACUGCCGAAAGCCGCGUCGCCUGCUGAUUCAAGACGCUCUCUGGCCGCGUGGACUGAUUCCAAGACCGACCUGAACAAGACCUCUUCAGCCGCUUGGUCACCUCGGACAAGAUUCUGCAUCACAAAGGACUACCUUUGAGCGACAUUGUUCCUGGAAACAACAAACCAUGAUCUGCUCUUGGCUAUUCCAGGUAGCCAUCCUAGCAUUUGCAGCUCUCUGUCAAGCAGGAGCACUACCAGCAUCGAUCCCGGAGGACCGGAGUACAAAGAACGAUGUGCCCCAGAUACGGGUGGUACCCCAAGUGAACACAAUCGAGAACGAACAAUCGCGAAUCCCGGCCAUCGACCAACACGAUUCUGUUCAAUAUGAGGACUUGGUACCAUCAGAACCUAUGGUGACUUCUCUGCCCGUUCUUGAGCUCGAUGAUGUCGUACACCGGCCCAUCGUUCAUGUCACGAGCUUCAGCACAGAAGUACGAAAGCGAGAGGCAGCGCCUACAAAUGCAGCAGCCUUGAAUUCAUGAUGGUCUGGGCGCUACUCCAACGAUGUUUACAACAUGAGUAAUAUUUUGCCACCGCGGUCAUGGGUUUCCCCCUGCCGCAAUGCAACGUCGCGCUCACCUCGCACACUGUGCAUGCAAUUUGUCAUGACACCUUGCUCGAUCAUCAAGACCUUUAGAUGACCCCGUACCGCAGCGAUUGGAGCUGUAAGGAUACGAGUGGAAGGGCUUGCGGGGUCCCGAAUUCACUCCUCAAGGCCGGGAAGAAGGGUUCACGAAGACACGAACGAUAUGAAGCGAAGAAGGAGAAUGCUCGUUCCGGGAGAGGCUAUGAAACGAAGCGGAGAGGCAAUGAAGACCCACAUGCAAUGUCAGAAACACUGUCGAUGGGUCAACGGAGUCAAUGCCUUGAGAGCAAAUGCGCAACAACGAAUGGAACAGUAUCAGUGACAUUUACGAUCCAAGAUACCGCGUCAUCCCGAGCACACUCUGCAUCAGAAAGGGCUGUGUGUGUCUGUGGUGGGAGAGAUAUUUCGGACGACGAGCACUGUCUACGAUCCGCUCGCCCCAGAUCAGGAAACUAUGUCAGGUCACGAAUUCUAGAAUGCCCCUCCAAUGAAUUGGAAAGAAAAAGACAUCGACCUGAAUCUGCCAAAACUUCUGUGAUCAUGAACACCUGUUCGCAUCGAGAAUUGCUCUAUGUGCCAGGCGAAACAAUGUCUGAGGUCGCGAUCACUCCCAUAGCCUGUAAGUAGAAGACGAGCUACUACUAAUCGAAGCGCUCGG